Molecule: messenger RNA, 720 nt
Organism: Oldenlandia corymbosa var. corymbosa
Lineage: Eukaryota; Viridiplantae; Streptophyta; Magnoliopsida; Gentianales; Rubiaceae
Source: the annotation of a GenBank genome assembly
AUGAGCGCAGCCGGAUUAAAAGGCACAACUAAGAAAAACCUUUUAUCUUUCCUCAAGUUGGGUUCCAUCGAUGAACUCAAUUCCUGCUUUUCUCAUUACGUCAAUUCUCUAUUAACCCAAGGCGGCGAUUCUUCCGUCGGCCCUAUCUUGUCAAGCGCUAACGGAGUCUGGAUUGAUCGGUCUCUUUCUUUCAAGCCUGGUUACAAGGACCUUAUCAAUGGUGUUUAUAAGUCUUAUUCUGGUCAAGCUGAUUUCAAAUACAUGCAAGCUAAAGCGGCAGGAGAAAUAAAUGAAUGGGCUAGAAGAGAAACAAGAGGGCUAAUCGAAAAUUUAAUUGAGCCCGGUGCCAUAAGAAAGUAUUCAAGAUUGAUUUUAGCUAAUGCUUUACAUUUCAAAGGAACUUGGGAAACCAAGUUUGAUGCAUCCAGGACAUCAAAUCAUACGUUUUACUUCAUACACAAUGACACCCCGGUUCAAGAAUGCAUUGUUGAGAUUGGAGACGAAGAAAACACGAAAAUCGCUGAUGCAAGUAACAUGAUGAUGACGAAUAAUUCAUCAUGUAGUGAACCAGAAUCACUUACAAAAGAAGAUCAAGAUUUUGUGGCUGAUCGGCCAUUUUUUAACCUCAUAAGAGAGGACGUGACCGGAGUGGUGACCGUCCUUGAUCCCCGUGACGAUCCAUCCGGAUACUAUGGAAGCAUUCAUUACGACAUGCCGUAA